ACCCCUCUGCAUCUGUGAAGUGUAGCGGAGGAUAGCGGGCACAGACUCACAGCAGUACCGGACCGGUGUGGUAUGUGUGUGGUACACAUCGCGGUGCUCACUGCAGCUCUCCAGCCUCACUGGCACUGUCCUCUGUGAUCGGGUUUAAAUACGGCAUGUUGUUUGAGUGCUGCUGUGAGCUCGCGGAACCUGCGCUGAUCAUAUAAACUCGAGAGCGGAGAAACAGCUGAUCCACGGAUGGUCGUCUGAGGCAACAAUCACCAGAGCCAAACAAGUGUUCAGCCUCUGCAGUGAGGUGCAUUUGGUCGAUGAAGACGACUCAUCAUUGUGAUGUAUAAUGGCUCCUGCGCUGAGUGCUAUGUUGGGGUCAGAGGUCGCGGGGGCAGCGGCGCUGGCUAAAGGGGAGCUGGCACUUGUAGGCACGCUCACGGCACUCACAGCUUUCCUGCUGCUUUCUGUCAUGCUGCUGCUGUGUGCAAGCUGCCAGGGGCAGAAAAAAGGGGGGCCGCCAGGAGACCAUGAAAACCUGAUGAAUGGGGUGUCAGAAAAGGAAGUAUGCAGCCAGUCAGUAGAGAGCCAUGGUACUGACUUGGCGGUCAGCAGCUCUCAUAAUGGGCCUCUUACAAGUGGUACAGUACUAACAGACACGACGGACACAAGUCCUCAGCCUUCUGAAGACAUGCUGUCCAGCCAGUCAGAAAUCAGAUCCUCUAAGUAUCACCAGGACCGCGAAUUACCCAGCAUUCCACCCACCGAUACCCUCAAAGCAGCCAUCGAUGCUCAAGUUCCCUCAGGAGAAGGCACGUAUGAGGUGGUGAAGGACAGCGCCUCCCGUGAUGUCAGUGUUGAGGACUGUCUGUACGAGACGGUGAAAGAACUCAAGGACAUUGGCCUCCCUAACGGUACACUAAGCCCAGAGGAACCACCUGCACCGCUUCUUAACGGCCACCCAAGCCCCGCUACACAAGACCACACCAUGCUGCCCAAUGGUGUGGAGUAUGCCUCUGUCAACCUCAGCAAGAAGAGCCGCUACAGCACUGACAUGGAGGCCAGGCAUUCAGCCGCCAUUGUGAAUUUUGAAGAGCCUGAUGAUGAAAAUCCACCUCCUGUUCCAGACAAAGUACUGGAUGAGAAUGACAACCAGCAGAUUCCAAAUGGACAGUUACACUCCCCGCUGACGACUCCAAUGCCUCAGGACAAUGUGUCUCCGGACAGUGAGUUAUCAGACAUGUACUCCAAGGUAGCAAAGAAUACUAUAAAGGAACCUGAGAAUGACUACAGCAGCAUCGGGGAGAUGAAGGGAAUGGUGGCGGAGUCGACUUCUAGUGAUCUUUACGCCACGGUUGGGGAUGAAUACCCAAUGGCUCUUGGCUCCCAGCCUCCAGAGGGGCUUACAGAGAAUGCAGACCCUGGGUAUGAGACCAUCAAGAUCUCCAAAGCAUCUGAAGAGGUUCAUCAGGGCAAUGGGAUAGUGGAACCUGACUAUGAGAGUGUGGGGGAACUGGGUCUCAACGGGGAGAUCUCCCGUCUCUGACCACUCAAAUAAGGGACUGUGGACACUGAGAAAUCACUUCUCUGAGGUUUAGAAGUGGAAGUUGGAGUGGUAUCGCGAGUAUAAUGCACUUAACCUUUCCUGAUUGAAUGUUUUUGAGCAUAGCAUUUAUGCACCGCAUUGUUUUUGAAUAUUAUAAAUGAAAGGGUUCGUUCAGACCUGUGACCCAGCACAGGAAAUUAAACACUCUACACAGCAAAAUCCCCAGAGUUAAAUCAACUCUGCUCAGAGUACAUAUUGUCCCAAU
Messenger RNA from Sinocyclocheilus anshuiensis, 1799 nucleotides. RefSeq names its product phosphoprotein associated with glycosphingolipid-enriched microdomains 1-like. Gene Ontology annotation, biological process: intracellular signal transduction; negative regulation of T cell activation. The record is from RefSeq and is a predicted model, not a curated record. The transcript has 8 exons. Gene Ontology annotation, cellular component: membrane raft; plasma membrane. Lineage: Eukaryota; Metazoa; Chordata; Actinopteri; Cypriniformes; Cyprinidae. Bases 338 to 1534 code for a protein of 398 amino acids.